This is a messenger RNA of Adineta ricciae, 225 nucleotides long. The record is from the annotation of a GenBank genome assembly. NCBI's taxonomy places the organism in Eukaryota, Metazoa, Rotifera, Eurotatoria, Adinetida, Adinetidae.
AUGAAUUCAUUUGCUGUUCUUUGUCUACUUGCUGUAUUACCUAUUUGCUCGGCAAUCACUUGUUAUCAGUGUACUGCUGGGUCAUCAGGAUGUGAUCCAUUCAGUGCCAGUGGCUCAGGUGUGUCUACCAGCAGUUCCUCUGCUUGCAUUAAAGUUUCAACAGGAUUUUCGUCAGGUACAACUCGAUCAAGUGCUAGCUCANUACUGAAAAUGUUAUUGUGUUAA